This is a messenger RNA of Ictalurus punctatus (channel catfish), 1411 nucleotides long. RefSeq names its product GTPase IMAP family member 4. The transcript is spliced from 2 exons. NCBI's taxonomy places the organism in Eukaryota, Metazoa, Chordata, Actinopteri, Siluriformes, Ictaluridae. The coding region runs from base 143 to 1075 and encodes 310 amino acids. The record is from RefSeq and is a predicted model, not a curated record. Gene Ontology annotation, molecular function: GTP binding.
UUCUUAGCUCAGAAAAAAUAAAGGUGUGUGUCAUGACCUGAGUAUUUAAACACUAGCUCCUACAGCCACAUCAAACAGGUACCACAGCGACUUCACUACAUAAACACCUCAGCACAGAGAAACACUUGAUCUCUGCAUUAGAAUGAGUGCAAUGGAAACUGAGAAAGGAGCAAAGGAGCAUCUGAGACUGGUGUUGGUCGGCCUUCAGGGUGUGGGGAAGAGUGCAGCAGGAAACACCAUCCUGGGGCGUGGAGAGUUUCGCUCAGACAUCAGCUCCAGCGCUCUGACACUGCAGACCGAAUGCAGGGAAGGUCUGGUAUGUGGGAGAAGUGUGAUAGUGGUGGACACUCCAGGUCUCUUCAAUAGCACACUCUCAGACACAGAGAUGAAGCAGGAGAUGGAGAAAGCAGUGACUCUCUGCCAACCAGGACCUCACGCUUUUCUCAUCAUCAUCCAGCUGGGACGAUUCACAGAGCAAGAGAGGCACGUGAUGGAUGAGCUGACUGAACUGUUGGGCUCAAACAUUAGUCUCUACUCCAUGGUGCUAUUUACUUAUGGAGACAAACUGAAGAAGAAAACAAUAGAUCAGUUUGUGAAAGAGGAUAAGUAUUUGAUGAAACUGAUUGGCAAAUGUGGGGGACGGUACCAUGUGUUCAAUAAUUCUGACACAGAAAAUAAAGCUCAGGUCAGUGAUUUCUUGGAGAAAAUAGACACCAUGAUCAAGAGAAGGAAAAAACACCCAUUAUAUGUAAAGAGUGCAAGACAUGUGCAAUAUCCAUGGGCAAAAAUCCUCUGCAUUACUUUGCCAGUUGUAACAUUAUUAGCAGUUACCAUGAUGUAUACUAAGAAGCAAGUACCAGCAGAGUCACAGCCAUCAUCAGUAAAGGAAGUUGUAUCUAAUGAGGUGACUAAGAAGGUCAUAGAGUCAGUUCCUGUCCAACCUGAAGAUGUUUUGGAGACAAGUGCACGAUUUUGGCAAAUGCUACAUGGGGUAGAUUUCAACUGGAAAGGGCUGAUUCCUAUAGGUCUAGGGUUAGGGGCAGGCUGGUGGAUCCUGCGGAAAUUACGGAAAUAACUCCUGCAAUGUAAUGAUUGGAAACCUCAAACAGAUAAUGAGAUAAUCAAUAAGUUAAGAUGGCUCUAAAUGAUUACUCACAUUUUCUUCAUAUCAAACAUUUAGUUUAAUCUCACAUAGUUGGAAGGGAAGUCUAUUAUGCUUUAAGUCAAUGUGCUAGAUUUUUGUUAGGAAUGUUUAUUUAAUGGUCUAAAGCAAGAUAGUUCUCAUGUUUAAAUGUCUUCUUCAUAAUCAAUGGCAUAAAAUAUUAUUGAGGUGAAACUGUAGUGAUUUUGUUCAAUUGUUGUACAAGGGAUUUUCAUUGUGAAAUAAAGAUAAGUUGUGUUUUGAAAUGUG